This is a messenger RNA of Schistosoma spindalis, 1069 nucleotides long. The record is from the annotation of a GenBank genome assembly. NCBI's taxonomy places the organism in Eukaryota, Metazoa, Platyhelminthes, Trematoda, Strigeidida, Schistosomatidae.
CUUAGUUACUAUUAUAUAUUAAAUACAUCAUCUUCACUUAGUUACUAUAUCAGCUUAGUAACUAAACUAUGUUCAAUAAUUUAAAUAGUAUAGAUAUAACUAAUCGAAUAUCUAUGAAAUAAACCAAUCAAAUUUAUUCUAUUGAAAUUUGUGUAUCAUUAUAUCAUGAUAAAUAUACAUAUCAAUCAAUCAAUAAUACCACAGAUACUAAAUACAUCAUGUAUUAUAUGAAUGAUUGAACUGCUAUUCUAAUAAUCAUGUUAUAUUCAUUAUAAAUUCCUUAUUGAUUAUGGAAUCUGUUUCCCUUGAACUCUUAGAUGUUCUACCAACCAGUGUGUUAUUAAAUGUAUUCGAUGUUAAAAUAUUAGAUCAAUGUAUCAUAUGUAUGGAAAAGUAUUGUAUUGGAGAUGAAGUAAUACGACUUCCAUGUUUUCAUGCAUUUCAUGAUGAUUGUUUUGUUGAUUGGAUUUUAGAGUGUUUAGAUUGUCCAAUAUGUCGAUGGCCAGCAUUUGAAUUUGAAUAGGGGGAUGAAUAAAAGAAAAUAAAAAAAAGUGGUACAAUUUUUAUCCCCAAGUUCCAUUGAACGAUCUUAUUUUCUUAUGGAUUCAUGUAAAUAGUUCAUUAAUUUAUUGACCCCUAUCCCUAUUUUUAUUUUUUAAUAUUUGAGUAAUGAAAACACGAUAUUGAUUUGUUAGAAGAACAUAUAUUUGAGUUAUAUUUCUUUUUUUUUAUGAUGAAGAUGGAUAGUUGCUAACGGGGGAAAUCCAUUUUGACGUGUGUUUCGUCCUAUUUAGGACUCGUCAGUUAAAUGUAGCUAAUAUUCAGUUCAGGACUUGAACCGAUAAUCGUUCAUUUUAAAUGCUACCAUGUUAUUCACCUAGCUAUUGAGUUCAGAUAGUCAAAAGUUUGAAGAAAUAGGGGAAAAGUUUUAAUCUAUUUUUGUAUUGUAUGUUUGAAUCUUCUCAUUGAUGUUAAGGAUUGUAAUUGAUCAAACUGACUUGUUAUUGUUUUAAGUCAUAAGCUUUAUAAGCAAAGAUGGAUAGUGACUAGUAGUGAAAUCCAGUUUGAA